Symbiodinium natans is the source of this 1183-nucleotide messenger RNA. The record is from the annotation of a GenBank genome assembly. Lineage: Eukaryota; Dinophyceae; Suessiales; Symbiodiniaceae.
AUGUUACGAUUCCUCGCCCCCCUUGCCACUGGCAUGGGCUUGCUCACUGACAAGUACAUGCUCGGUGCCACCAACUUCGUUGAACACUAUGCUCAAGAUUUUCACGCCACUCCCGCACAGAAGGAUUUCGUGAAAGCGGCGAUGUACGCUGGGGCUAUUCUGGGCAUGCUUGUCAUGGGUCCGGCGUCUGAUUACAUUGGCCGCCGAAUGGGGCUGCUUCUAUGCUCCCUCAUCACACUCAUUGGUGCUUUGCUUUCGGCUUUGGCCUGGAGUGAGAAUACCCUCAUCGCAGCCCGCAUCAUUACUGGAGUCGGCAUGGGUGGCGAAUACCCGCUGGCAUCUUCGCAUUCGGCCGAGACCUCGGAAAAAACCAGUGAUGGCGCUCGCAAUGUAGCUUUGCUCUACCUGUUCGGAAGUGGAUUUGGGCAGGCGCUAUGCCCAAUGGUGACCUACGCGAUGGACGUCGGCGGGGUCCCCCAUGAACAGCUGUGGCGAUGGAUCUUUGGAGUUGGCGUCAUCUUGUCAGCCCUUGGGCUGGUUUUACGAUACCUGACCACCCAGGACAGCCAGAAGUUUGUGGAGGGCAAAGAGGCAGAACAAAAGCAUCACGACACCACCUGGACUAUUCUGGCUCCGUACUGGAGGGCGCUCCUGGGUACUGCCGGAUGUUGGCUCUUGUUCGACAUCGUCGAGUACGGCUUGAAACAAAACGAUGCGGCGAUCUUCCACUCGGACGACGGUGGCCCUUACUCCGACAGCAUCCUCCAAGUGUUGUGGAGCCGCCUCCUUGUGAUCCCAUCGUUGAUCUUUGCGCCAUGGUUUCUGACAAAGACCUCCAGCAAGCGCGUUCAGUUCAUUGGCUUCUGUGGAUGCGCGGUUGCCAAUCUAGUUUUGGCAGUUGCCUUCAAGGAGCUGAGAGAAAUGGACUCACUGUUUUUUACGCUCUACAUCCUGCAGCUGUCCUUCCAGAGCUUGCCGGGGGUCACAACAAUGGCGAUCUCUGCAGAGAUCUACCCCAGCAUGGUCCGUGGCACCGGCGCCGGCAUCAGCGCAGCAGCUGGAAAGCUUGGCGCCACCAUCGGCUCCUACUUCUUCUCAGAGCUUAAGAACCAGGGCCACAUCAACGCCAUCUUCUGGACAGUGACCGCAACUUCCGCCGCUGCGAUGCUCCUCACGACCUUCA